AUGAUCUCCUCUAGAAUAGCAAGAACUGCUUCUAGAUCGAUCAGAGCAUACCCUGCCAGCACAUUUGCUAGAUCAGGCGCACGCUUAUCAGUUGCUUCAGCGCGUCUUUUGGCUACUCAGGCCGAUACCUCGUCAUUAAACUACAAAAAGAUCUAUAAUGAAGCUGAAUCUACUGUUUCUUUGCACAAAUUGGACACUUUCGCCAGACGUCAUCUUGGACCAACCCCAGAUAAUGUGAAGAAGAUGCUUUCUACGCUUGGUUACAACGACGUAGACGAGUUCUUGGCCCAGGCCAUCCCAGAACAUGUUCUUAUUAAGAGAGCCUUGCAAGUUUCUCCAGAAAAGGGAUUCUCAGAAUCUGAAAUGCUUGAGCACUUACACGAAUUAGCUGGAAAGAACAAGAUUGUGAAAUCUUUCAUCGGUAAAGGUUACGCCGGUACCAGAGUGCCUGCUGUUAUCCAGAGAAAUUUAUUAGAAUCUCCAGAAUGGUACACUUCAUACACUCCAUACCAGCCUGAAAUCUCUCAGGGUAGAUUGGAAUCCCUUUUAAAUUACCAAACUAUGGUUACUUCGUUAACUGGUUUACCUAUGGCCAACGCUUCUCUCUUGGAUGAAGGUACAGCCGCCGGUGAAGCCAUGUCCUUGUCCUUUCACAGUUUGAAGGGUAAGAAAUCCAAGUACGUGGUGGAUUCUAACUUGCACCCACAGACCAUCGAAGUCAUCAAGUCGAGAGCCUCUAACAUUGCUGUGGAAAUCGUAGAAUUACCACUUUCCACUCCACAAGGUUUGACCGACUUGGAAAAGAUUUCCAAGGAUGUUUGUGGUGCCUUGGUUCAAUAUCCAGGUACAGACGGAUCCAUUGACGACUUCUCCAAAGUAGGUGAAGUAGUACACGCAAACAAGGGUUUACUUGCAGUUGCCACUGAUUUGUUAGCAUUAACCUUGAUAAAGCCUCCUUCCGAAUUUGGUGCUGACAUUGCCUUGGGUACCUCGCAGAGAUUUGGAGUUCCAUUCGGUUACGGUGGACCCCAUGCUGCAUUCUUCGCUACCAACACUAAAUACCUGAGAAAGAUUCCUGGUAGAAUUGUUGGUUUAUCCAAGGACAGAUUGGGUAACCCAGCAUUAAGAUUAGCUCUUCAAACUAGAGAACAACAUAUCAAGAGAGAAAAGGCAACUUCAAACAUUUGUACCGCUCAAGCAUUAUUGGCUAACAUGGCUGCCAUGUACGCAGUCUACCAUGGACCUCAAGGUUUGAAGAAUAUUGCCAAGAGAGUAUAUGGAAUUACUACUAUUUUGGCCAACGAAAUCAUUGAAAACUCAAAUCACACAAUCACCAAUUCCAAGUGGUUCGACACAAUCACUAUUAAGUUAGGCGGAGGUGUUACUGCAGAUGAAAUUUUAAAUGAAGCCUUAACCAAGCACGAAAUUAAUUUAUUCAAAGUCAGCAAUGACACAGUUUCCUUACAAUUUGAUGAAACUGUUAACAAGGAAGACUUGGUCGCCUUGGUCCAAUUAUUCACGGGAAAUACUAAGUACGAUAUUAACAUUGAAGCUGAAUUACCUUCUAUUAAUGAAGAUUUACUCAGAACAGAUGAAAUCUUAGACCAUCCAGUUUUCAACACUCAUCACUCAGAAACUUCUAUGUUAAGAUACUUACAUUUAUUGCAGAGUAAGGAUUUGUCCUUGGCCAACUCCAUGAUCCCAUUGGGUUCAUGCACCAUGAAGUUGAACGCUACUGUUGAAAUGCAAUCAUUAUCCAUUCCUGGAUUCAACCAAAUUCAUCCAUUUGCCCCAAUUGAUCAAGCUCAAGGUUACAAGGAAUUGGUUGACGAAUUUGAAAAGGAUUUAAAUGACAUCACUGGUUUCGAUGCCACCACCUCUAUGCCAAACUCUGGUGCUCAGGGUGAAUACACCGGUCUCACCUUGAUCAGACAAUACCAUGCAUCAAGAGGCGAAUAUGAGCAAAGAAAUAUCUGUCUUAUUCCAGUAAGUGCCCACGGUACUAACCCAGCUUCAGCAGCUAUGUGUGGUUUGAAGGUUGUUCCAGUCAAGUGUUUGUCCAAUGGUUCAAUUGAUAUCGAAGACUUGAAGGUCAAGGCUUCUAAGCACGCUGAAAACCUUUGCUCCAUCAUGAUUACUUAUCCAUCCACUUAUGGUUUAUUCGAGCCAGGCGUAAAAGAAGCAAUUGAGAUUGUUCAUGCAAACGGAGGACAAGUUUACUUGGAUGGUGCUAAUAUGAACGCUCAAGUUGGUUUGACAUCUCCCGGAGAUUUAGGUGCCGAUGUCUGUCACUUAAAUAUCCAUAAAACAUUUGCAUUAUCACACGGUGGUGGUGGUCCAGGUCAAGCGCCAGUUUGUGUCAAAGAACACUUGAAGCCAUUCUUACCAAAGCAUCAUUUCGUUAAGACUCCUCAUUCAACCAAGGAGUCCAUUGAAGCUGUGAACUCAGCUCCUUAUGGUUCAGCAUCGGUUAUUCCAGUUUCCUACUCUUACAUAAAAAUGUUGGGAUCUCAGGGAUUACCAUACGCCUCAUCUCUUGCCAUGCUUAAUGCCAACUACAUGUUGCACAGAUUGAAGGAUGUUUAUCAAAUCAUGUUUAUCGAUUCUAAUACAGAUGCAGCUGAAGGUUUAAAGCACUGUGCGCAUGAGUUCAUCUUAGAUUUAAGAGAAUUCAAGGCUGUUGGAAUAGAGGCCAUUGAUGUUGCUAAGAGAUUACAAGAUUAUGGAUUUCACGCCCCAACUAUGUCCUUCCCAGUUGCAGGUACUUUGAUGAUUGAACCAACUGAAUCUGAAAACUUGGAAGAGUUGGACAGAUUCGUCGAUUCCUUAUUGGCAAUUAGAAAGGAAAUUGAUGCAUACGCAAAGGGUGAACCAUUGGGUUUGGCCUUGAAAAAUGCUCCACAUCCAUUGCAAGAUAUAAUUUCAACAUCUCAAGCCGAUUGGGAUGCUAGAGGAUAUUCUAGAGAACAAGCUGCAUACCCAUUGCCAUUCUUAAAAGUAUCUAAAUGUUGGCCAACGGUUGCCAGAGUUGACGAUACAUAUGGUGACAUGAACUUGAUGUGUACUUGUCCCUCAGUGGAAGAAGUUGUUGCAUCACAAGCCGAGUAG
Molecule: messenger RNA, 3108 nt
Organism: Dujonia railenensis
Lineage: Eukaryota; Fungi; Ascomycota; Pichiomycetes; Serinales; Debaryomycetaceae
Source: the annotation of a GenBank genome assembly